AAUACAAUGAUACCAAAUAAGCAUGCAUGUAGUCUUUCAAACUGAAAAUACAGAGGCAAAUUCACAAGUAGUAGGUUCCAGGGGGUUAAUAAAGCUUUAUAUUCUCCCUGGGAAAUGCACAGUCUACACUUCCUAAUAUUUGCAGUCACCAUUGGCCGUCACAGAUGACCAUCACUAAUUUAAACGAUAGUGAUAUUGGCCCUUUUUGGCUUGCCAUAACUUGGCGCCUGCUGGUGAAGGCGGCCCUUAUGGCUUGCCAUACCUGACCGCUGUGGGACAGAGUUGCCGGCUGAACAGCUGGAGGAGUUCAUCCUGCAGGAGCUGAUGUUUACUUUCUGCUUGGUCUGGUUUGAAGGGAAAACCAGAUCCCCACGCACACAGACAGCAGGCGGAUGCUGUAAGAUUUCUAUCUCCAGACUUUCCGCGGAGGGAGGAACCUCUGAGGAAGACAUCCGCGUAAAGCUUGACCUACUUUGCAUCGAGGACAAUGCAGGUCGUGUGGUUCAGCUCCUUGCUCUUUUACCUCGGCGGAUUUGCAAACGCAGAGCCGAAAGCAAAGUGUCCGACUCGGUGCGAUGUCAGCAGCUGUCCGAGCCCCAGCUGCCCCAGCGGGUACGUGCCGGACCGCUGCAACUGCUGCCUGGUCUGCGCGGGCGCGGAGGGGGAGCCGUGCGGCCGAAAAGACGACCUGCCGUGCGGGGACGGGCUGGAGUGCAAGCACCCGGCGGGAAAGCGGCUCUCCAAGGGCUUCUGUCAGUGCAAGCUGGGCCACAGAGUCUGCGGCAGCGACGGCAAGACGUACAGUAACGUGUGCCAGCUGAAGGCGACCAGCAGGGCGGCUCUGCAGCAGGGCCAGCCGGGCGUCAGCCAGACCCACAAGGGGCCGUGUGAAAGCAGCGCAGGU
Messenger RNA from Oryzias melastigma (Indian medaka), 904 nucleotides. Its product is annotated as serine protease HTRA3-like. Gene Ontology annotation, molecular function: serine-type endopeptidase activity; protein binding. Lineage: Eukaryota; Metazoa; Chordata; Actinopteri; Beloniformes; Adrianichthyidae. The record is from RefSeq and is a predicted model, not a curated record. Gene Ontology annotation, cellular component: extracellular region. Gene Ontology annotation, biological process: proteolysis.